AUACAAUUUAACACCAGCGUAAUACCAUCAAUGGUUUGCUUUAAUGUGUUUGUGUGUUUCGAGUAGCGAUGGACCGAACACCAGAAGCUAGGGAAUAAAACUUAGGAAAUAAGGAUGCCAUCAAGUCAAUAAGAAAUAUCAUCAUAAGCAAGCUCAAGAAUGUCACUAUAGUACUGGUUUGAAUUUCUACCUAAAUAUAUAUUCAAACCAUAAACAUAGAGUUGAAGCUAGGUGCUGAAACAAAUGAUACAUAUAUAUUCAAACCAUGCCUACAAAACUGAAAACGCCGUCCCCCUCCAUAGAGCAUAUAUACCACCCGCCAGGGUUCAUGCUCCCAGUGAACCGAAUAUCACUGCCAAAGAUGUCACACAGCUACUUCACCACCUCGGAGAUUUCCUUGGAAGACAUGAGCUCUCUAAGAAAUGUGUCCCUUGACCAACCUACACAGAGGCUGCUGGCCAGACAGCUGGAGACGGAUCGCCACCUUGCUUGGAAGCAGCCAGCUUUCCGGUACAAAACAAAAUUAGGACAUUUUCCCAAGGAAGCACCAUCAUAUCUCUACAUCAAAAGAACUGACCCACUGACCAAAGAGGUUAAGAUUAUACCGGAAAUGGUUUACCCUGUGUUGGCCAACAGUGGGAAACCACCAGUACAACUAAUGGACAGGCCAAGACUUUCCAGCAUUAAAAUGUCCAGCAUUCUCGCUCAAGAGAACACAGCCACCUAUAAGGACAUAAUGUCCAUACCCGCAGGGCUGCUCUAUCGACAAUUCAAAGGUGCUGGAGAGAAGCACAUACUACCUGCCAAGCCUGCGUCAAAACAGCUCCCCAAAACUAUAUUUCAAGAUCCCUUUGAAUACAAGUUUAACACGCCCGAAGGAAUGCAGCAGAAGACAGAAACCUACUGGGACCCUGACGUCAUCGCAGGGGGUCUCAACCAGAAGGACAUUUUCAUCCACAACGAGCCAGAUGUCAUCCCAGUCUCUUGCAUGGCCAAGAACUUCCACCUGCCUCUGACCAAGAGGGUGGAGCACAUCGUUACAGGGCAGCACAGGAGUGCGCAGAAGAAGCUCAGGGUUUCGGAGGGCGCUAUGCAGAGCAAGGACUUCACCAUUCCACCCCAGGUCGUGCCGCUCAUGACCCUGUACGAGAACGAGUCCGAGCCGCAGUUGUCGCAUGCUUCGGUACAUAACAUGGAGAGCUACAUCAAGACGCUACACCAGUGACAGUUCUUUUAGAGAUCAUUACAUCAGAACUUACUGCAGUAGGGACUAAUCCUGUUUUAUGCAAAAAAAUUAUCACCAUGUUAAAGGUGAAGGAAAGAUCAUAGAUAUACAUCAGUCGCUUAAAUUUAUUAUGUACGAUCGGAUUCGGAAAGUAGGAAACAGAAAUGCUUUAAAUCUUAAUAAUACCACACACACACAAUUUUGUUUCUUUUAUUGUCUUAAAAUUUAGUGAUCGAUAUUUAUGGAAGACUUACCAUAGCGCAAUUUCAUUACAGUCAAGCCAUGUUAAAUUUAAGUUACGGUUUGCGGGAUUUCCAGGACACCUGAGAAAUGUUCGGAAUUCACUCCCCAUUGAUCACUGACAGCAUGCUUCACUACAUUCAAGAAGAACAUUAAGACCUGUCUGUUCAAAGCUAUUUUAGAUUAGUUUGUCGUGUUCAUGUUUGUAAUGUUAUCACAGCGCCUUAAGCCUACAUCAGCGCUCUAUAAAUUAAAAUAUUAUUAUGACCACACAUUCUU
Messenger RNA from Biomphalaria glabrata, 1744 nucleotides. RefSeq lists its product as uncharacterized. Lineage: Eukaryota; Metazoa; Mollusca; Gastropoda; Planorbidae. The record is from RefSeq and is a predicted model, not a curated record. Bases 266 to 1225 code for a protein of 319 amino acids. The transcript is spliced from 5 exons.